GAUCAUUUUAAUCUAGUAUUUUCUAAAAUAACAGAAAAAGACAAACCAAAGACAAAAGACAUGGAAGAUUCAGACAAGUGAACCAAGAUUCAAACAUAAGCAAAGAAUCAAUCACAAAUCCAUCGUAACAUAACAUAACAUAACAUUGAUGUAACAACAAAACUGUUUCUUUCACUCUCUCUCUCUUUGUUCAUUCCGGCCAAAAUGGCCACCACCACCACCACCACCACCAUCUUCUCCAUCUUCCUUCUCUUCAUUGCCCUUUUCAAAACCCUAACCCUAAAUCCCUCAAUUUCCUCACAACCACCACAAUCUCCACCUCCAAAUUACAUCAUCGGAUUCACCCAAUACAAAACCGCUGACCACCACCGUGCUUAUCUUGAAUCCAAUCUCCGAUCAAAAGGGUGGCAAUGGAUUGUAAGAAAUAAUCCUGCAGCUAAAUUCCCCACCGAUUUUGGCCUUGUUUCGGUUCAUGAAUUGGGGAUUAUUGAAGAAAUUAAGAAAUUAGGGUUAGUGAAGUAUGUUAGUUUGGAUAUGAGUUAUAAAAGGGGUUUGAUGAAACAUGGUAGUGAUAAAGUUGGUUCUUUUAUUGAUGGGAAUAAAAAACCUGGGAAGAUCUUUACUAAGAUGUCGUUUUGUGAAGCAGAAGAAGAACAAGAACAAGAUACUGUCAAUCACAAUCACAAUCACAAUCACAAUCACAAUAAUUCCAUCAAAUGGGGGAGACAAUUGUUGUUCCAGAGAUCACAAGUUACUUCUAUGUUUGGGGCGGAAGAACUGUGGACGAAAGGGCACACUGGUGCAAAGGUCAAGAUGGCCAUAUUUGAUACUGGCAUUCGUGCUGAUCACCCCCAUUUCCGUAACAUCAAGGAGCGUACAAAUUGGACUAACGAGGAUACAUUGAAUGACAAUCUUGGACAUGGGACUUUCGUUGCUGGUGUUGUUGCCGGUAUGGAUGCUGAGUGCCUUGGUUUUGCACCAGAUACAGAGAUUUAUGCAUUUCGUGUGUUCACUGAUGCACAGGUGUCAUAUACCUCUUGGUUCCUUGAUGCCUUUAACUAUGCAAUUGCAACAAAUAUGGAUGUGCUCAAUUUGAGCAUAGGUGGACCUGAUUACUUGGAUCUCCCAUUUGUAGAAAAGAUAUGGGAGAUAACAGCCAAUAACAUAAUAAUGGUUUCUGCAAUUGGAAACGAUGGACCACUUUAUGGAACUUUGAAUAAUCCAGCAGAUCAAAGUGAUGUGAUUGGUGUUGGUGGUAUUGACUAUAGUGACCAUAUAGCUUCCUUUUCCUCACGUGGAAUGAGUACCUGGGAACUUCCUCAUGGUUAUGGCCGUGUGAAGCCAGACGUAGUUGCAUAUGGACGAGACAUAAUGGGAUCAAAGAUUAGUUCGGGUUGUAAAAGUUUAUCAGGGACCAGUGUUGCAAGUCCUGUAGUGGCUGGUGUUGUAUGUUUGCUUGUCAGUGUCAUUCCUGAACCUGACCGCAAAAAUCUCUUAAACCCAGCAAGCAUGAAACAAGCAUUGGUCGAGGGUGCUGCAAAACUUGCUGGGCCUAACAUGUACGAGCAGGGUGCUGGCAGAGUUGAUCUGUUAGAAUCAUAUGAGAUUCUUAAGAGCUACAAACCGAGGGCAAGCAUCUUUCCCAGUCUUCUUGAUUACUCGGAUUGUCCUUAUGCAUGGCCCUUUUGUCGUCAGCCACUCUAUGCAGGUGCCAUGCCUGUCAUCUUCAAUGCCAGCAUUCUAAAUGGAAUGGGUGUUAUUGGCUACGUCGAAAGUCCGCCAAUAUGGCAUCCUUUUGAAGAAGUAGGGAAUCUUCUAAGCAUUCAUUUUACAUAUUCUGAGAUCAUCUGGCCUUGGACUGGUUAUUUGGCCAUUCAUUUGCAAAUCAAGGAAGAAGGUGCACAAUUUUCCGGUAACAUUGAAGGUAAUGUGACUCUUAGGGUUUCCAGCCCUCCAGCUCAAGGAGAAAAGCGCCCUCGAGUUAGCACAUGUGUGCUUCAAUUGAAGUUAAAAGUGGUGCCAACACCGCCACGAGCAAAACGAAUUUUGUGGGAUCAGUUUCACAAUAUCAAAUACCCCCCAGGUUAUAUCCCCAGAGAUUCGUUGGAUGUUCGUAAUGACAUUCUUGACUGGCACGGGGAUCAUCUACAUACAAAUUUUCACAUAAUGUUCAACAUGUUACGAGACACUGGUUACUAUGUUGAAACACUUGGUUCUCCUCUUACCUGCUUUGAUGCUCGACACUAUGGAACACUUCUUUUGGUCGAUCUUGAAGAAGAGUACUUUCCCGAGGAGAUUGAAAAGUUGAGAGACGAUGUUAUAAAUACUGGAUUGGGAUUAGCUGUCUUUGCUGAGUGGUACAAUGUAGAUACCAUGGUAAAGAUGAGAUUCUUUGAUGAUAAUACCCGGAGUUGGUGGACCCCUGUCACAGGAGGUGCUAAUAAUCCUGCUCUUAAUGAUCUUUUGGCUCCAUUUGGAAUUGCUUUUGGAGAUAAGAUUCUGAGCGGUGAUUUUUCACUUUUCGGUGAGGAAAAUCGAUAUGCAUCUGGAACAGAUAUAGUGAGGUUUCCAAGAGGUGGUUAUGUACAUAGCUUUGCUUUUUCAGAUAGUUCAGAAAGUGGAGCCACUCAGAAUGUGUUGCUUACUUCUAGCACCACCAAGGCAGAUUCUCCAAUUCUUGGUCUUACGGUGAUGGGUGAAGGUCGCAUUGCUGUGUAUGGUGACUCCAACUGUUUGGACAGCAGCCAUAUGGUCACUAACUGUUUUACACUUCUGAGGAAAAUGCUAGAUUUUACUAGUGAGAAUGUUAGAGAUCCAGUGCUUUUCUCUAAAUCAAAUAAACAAGUCGCUCCCUUAUAUGAAGACGACAAUCAGUUACCAUCUCGCAGAACUGAUGUAAAUUUCUCUUCAUAUUCAGCUGUUGUGGGGAAGGACUUGAUAUGCAGGACCGACUCAAGGUUUGAAAUAUGGGGAACUAAGGGCUACAUUUUGCAAGUCAGAGGAAGAAACAGAAGAUUGCCUGGUUAUCCUGUCAUUGAUCUCGGGAAUGGUUUAAAUUCAACCUUUGAUGCUUCUAACAUUAGGCGUCGAAAGGUAACUUUGAGAAAUAAGGACGACUCUCUUGGGAAUAGAUAUUUAGGCCUGUUCUAUGGAGAUGAGCCUGAUGCACCUAUGUUGGUUGGUAGUCACUGGCUUAUUCCUGCUGUUGUUGCAGCAACUGGUAUUUUACUAUUGAGUUUUUGGCGCAUUCGCCAAAAGAGACGUCGAAGAAGGAAAGGAUCGUCAAGCUCUGGUAGACUGACCAAUUUAUAGUCCAAUAUCAACACUAAUGUAAUUAUAGAUCCUUGCCUCCAAAGAGAUUCCCCUGUAGUAUUAGCAUAGUUACAAAUUCAUGAGUUGUUCCAUCAGCAUCACGGUAGGAAGAUAGCUAAAUAAGUUGCUUUUUUCCUUACCUAUAGAGUUGUAACAUUUUUGUUGUUAUUAUGGAUGCUUUUCAAGGGCACAAAUUUUCUGAUGAUGAAAUAAUGUAUUUUCAUGUGUUUAUUAUGUUUAUUGAUAUAUCAAAGUUUGUAAGAGUUACUAAAGUAGUACGAGUAGUUUAUUUGCAGUUAA
This is a messenger RNA of Trifolium pratense (red clover), 3612 nucleotides long. Its product is annotated as subtilisin-like protease SBT6.1. Gene Ontology annotation, molecular function: serine-type endopeptidase activity. Gene Ontology annotation, cellular component: Golgi apparatus. Gene Ontology annotation, biological process: proteolysis. The record is from RefSeq and is a predicted model, not a curated record. Bases 205 to 3312 code for a protein of 1035 amino acids. The transcript has 10 exons. Lineage: Eukaryota; Viridiplantae; Streptophyta; Magnoliopsida; Fabales; Fabaceae.